AUGAUUCUCAAGACCACUCCGCCGAGUUUGUUGAUCCUCGAUCGCCUACAACAAGUUCUUUCGAAGCUAGAUGACUUCUCCAGCCGGCAUUCCUGCUCCUUGCCGGUUGAAGCCCCGGAGCCGGAGAUACUUUCUGCUUCGCCAAAUACCCAACCCUCUCAAUCAAUCUACGACUCGCAAGAUGCUCAUGGCAUAUACGAUGAUCAAAAGAUCCCAUGUACCAAAGCUUCGCCAGAUUCCAUCCUUCAGUGGCCCAUCUUUGAAGGCCAGUUUCCCCCCAACUACAUCAUUGACGAAGUAUUCUUGGCGGAGAUGCCUGAAGACAGGGACAUGGACGUGGACGGAAAUGGUGAGUUCUCUGAAAAUACUCAAUAUCGGCAAGGGUUCCACGCGAGAGGUGUUGCGAUCAACGAAGAUGCGACAACGGGCCUGGUCCAACGCUUUCUCCAUCUCGUACAUAUCAAGAACCCCAUUUUAGACCCUGACACUCUUUGGUCAUAUGUCCGGCAUGUGACCGAGGAUGGCUUUCAAUGGGACCCUCCGUCUUGUCUAGUGCUGCUUGCCUGCGCUCUUGGGUCCGUAUCCGAGGAAUACGGGAUUACUCCUUCCCUGAGAACUCACCAAAACUCACUCGAGGAGCGGAACCAUGAUCUCAGUGUAGGCGAAAAGUACUUUAACCUGGCCCAGAGGAGGCUCGGCCUCCUAGGAAAGGGAAUCUUAACCCCGCAGUGUCACUUCCUCGCCGGUGUCUAUCUAAUGUACACUCAACGACCCCUGAGUGCCUGGUCAGAGUUUGAUUCAGCAUCGAAAUCAUAUCACAUCUAUCUGCAAUGCCGUUCUCGUCAAUCAGACCGCCCAUGCGAUGACUCUCCGCAGGGCAAGAGAAGACGAGGGUUGGAACAGAGGCUGUACUGGAGCUGUUACAAGUCCGAGUGCGAGUUGCGCUCACAGAUUGAGCUGCCUAAUAGCUCAUUGGCGGACUUUCAGUAUCCUGAUUUGCUGCCUUCGCCCCCAGAACUACCUCUUCCCCACGCGGAAGGGGACAGCGAGGUGGGUUUUUUGAGACCCCAUGGAUCUCCUACCAAGAUGAAGGCAUUGGACUCGCAGAGGCAACAUGAACAGAGCUGGUUCUACUAUUUGACAGAGAUAACCCUUCGACGAAUCACCAAUCGUGUUCUGAACAUGCUAUAUUCGAAUGACUCCCAUGGGUUGACUGAAGCUUCUAUACCAUUCAUGACCAAGGCAGUAAAUGAAAUCGAGCAGCAACUUCAACAGUGGCAUGCAGGUCUCCCAGCACCUAUUCAAUACACGGAAGGUGUUACGCCAGACGAAGAACUCCCUUGCAUGGUUCACGGCCGUGUACUAGAGAUAAAGUUCUGUCUGUUCCGCCCAUUUCUCCAAUUUGCCAUUCACCAACCGCAAGAUUUGGCGUCCCAGCGCUUGAUUUGCCCUUACGUUGAAAAGGCUAUAUGGGCCAGCCUCAUGAUUGUUCGAUGCAUCAACACUCUUCACCGUCACCAUGGGACCUGGUUUGGGCUUCGGAUCUGCACAGCGGCUUCACUAGCAGUGCUUGGAGCUGUGAGGUGCGGCAAGAUUGACGUCCCGCAAGGUUGGCAAGGUGAUAUUCGUGGAGUGAUGGAGGUCUUCAGAUAUUGGGAAGCAGAGUCCCCUGGACUUUCACGUGCAAUAGAGGUGAUAGAAGCUAUAAUGGAUACGGUAAGGGCUCGUGUAUAA
Molecule: messenger RNA, 1734 nt
Organism: Clonostachys solani
Lineage: Eukaryota; Fungi; Ascomycota; Sordariomycetes; Hypocreales; Bionectriaceae
Source: the annotation of a GenBank genome assembly